Molecule: messenger RNA, 3923 nt
Organism: Halichondria panicea
Lineage: Eukaryota; Metazoa; Porifera; Demospongiae; Suberitida; Halichondriidae
Exons: 13
Coding region: 153-3743 (1196 amino acids)
Molecular function (GO): protein binding
Source: RefSeq, a predicted model, not a curated record
GUCUAUGCAUGAAUCGAAUCGUGCAUAUCGCAUAUCGCAUGUUGUCUCAGCUAUAAAUCUCAUCAACAAUCUAUAUCUAGCCAUGCUAUUAUUAAAAUAGAGAGUAGUAAGUCUUAAUUGUUUCACAGAGACUAUCUUUAGGAGUUAGCUAGAUGUCUAUGUUAAGUAGCUUAGCCUCUGCUGCUGGACUUCUUACACGUCAAAAGAAGAAAUUUCAUUUUGAUGUCACUUUUUGUCUACAAGAUUUGCUCAACUGUACUUACGUUACAGGAGUCCUCUUUGCCAAGCUGAGACUCAAGGAUGGAGGCAACUACUCUGAGAUAUCAAGAAGAUGUGACCUGAAGAACCACUGUAUUCGAUGGGAUCAGGUACUAGAGUUCCACUGUAAGAUAUAUGCCAGUCAAACUACCGGAGAGUUGGAGCCAUGCAUGUGCAAAGUCUCAAUACGAAAGGAAACAAAGGGAGGACUGACCUACAAGAAGCUUGGCUAUGUCACAAUCAAUCUGGCUGAGUACGCAGGAAGCAGCGAGAUUCAACGCAAGUACCUUCUGGAGAGUUACAACGAGUCAAAGCACAAACCAGACAACUCUAUACUCAAAGUUAAGAUCUCUUUGAAGCAAACAUCAGGCGAUUCUGUCUUUAAAGUUCCUCGUGGCCGCGUGUGGGACUUAAACGAACCGGAGGAUGAAGGUAUACAGCAAGACUUCCAGAGCUCUACUAGACACGCCUCUGUUUUAAACCACCAACGAGCCUCUACGGCGAGUUCCUUGAGUGGGAGUAGUCUUCUCAUUGGAGGGGCCAGCCCAAGCAUGCGUAAUAGAAAUAGUAGUUCUGGGGAGGGGGCCAAAAGCAGCUGUGCAGGGAGCCUACUGGAGAUCAACGAUAGUGAGUCAGCCUCAGCUGUCUCGUCUGACCAGGAGGAGGUGUGCAGCACACAAAACUCUGACAGCAUCACCGAGGAGACCCAAUCAACAGCCACACCUCGGUCACCUAGUUCACCACCUUCUGAAAACGAAACAGUCGGCUCACAAGAAAAAAUUCCACUAAGCCUCUCACCCUCAAUGAAAACCACUCGCAGCAACUCUCUAGGCAGUGGAGAUCACCAACAAAGACCUAUAUUAGAAGUGCUACCCCCCGAUAACGGUGCACACUCACUUCCUAACAGAUCACAAUCUCACAGAAGACACACUAGUUUCAGCAUGAACGGCACCUCGUCUCACAAACUGCACAGAAGACAGCAAAGCUUACUAUCAGGGCAAAGUUCGAAAUCAACCUCCGCAUACUCAACACUUUCAGAGCGCUCUAUGGGAAGUUGGGGGAGUCAAGAUAUCGAAUCGCUUUCUGGGAGCACAAGAAAACUGGCACUUAUUCAGACGAGCUCAAAGGUGGAGCAAUCAAGAGUAGACCCUGGAAGUGUGAUUGCUAAAAUUUUUGAGGGCCAGACGUUCAAAUCUAAAGAUGAGGGAGAGGAUAACAGUAAAGGGCUACAACUGUUUGUGGAUAAGACGAGAGGCACUUUCACUGUGGGAGGAUCAGAGUUGGGCAGGCAAAACACCAACCUUCAAGCAGUAGAUGUCAGUGGCACCAUAGCUCACUCUCGUAGCAGCUCCAGUGGAGGCAGUCCACGACCCAAGCACAAGAGAGGUGGCAGCCAUCUCAUCAGCAAUACAAACCCUAAGGACAGUGUUAGCUCUCUUGUGGCUGCUGGAAAACCAACCAGAUAUCCGUUAACCUUUGACCUGUCGUCUUUGUUCCACUUCCCACUGAUUUUCUCACUGUCCCCAAGAGUGUUCUUUGCUGUCUUCACUGCCUGUGAGAGCUUGCAUUUUGAAUCUGUGUGCAUACUUCUAAAUACUCAGUUCAUUUUUUGUCAGACUCCUCUCGAGCUUGGACUCCUCUGCGAGCGCGAGUCAACAGACAGACAGUACAGACAGUUUAAGCUUUUCCAUAGUCUGGCCUGGGACCGAGACUAUCUAGCUCCUAGCAUAUCUUUGCUCUGGAUCAGAUUAAUGUCACACAGACUAUCUAAAGGUUUUCUAUACUCAGACAGUAUCAAGAGAACCAUGCAAUGCAAGAAUGACUCGCUAUUUGGAGACUGUAUCUCAACCAUCACAGCUCUAAAAAGAGAUGAGAAACUCUGCGAUAUAACCAUCCAAGUCGAAAACCAACAGUUCAAAGCACACAAGAUCAUCUUAGCUGGCUCCAGCCCCUACUUCAGAGCUAUGUUUGCUGGAGCCCUCGAAGAGAGCAAGCAAUCCACUGUUGUUAUUCAUGACAUACCUCCCAAUAUUAUGGCUAUUCUUCUUGAUUAUUGCUAUACUUCAACUAUUGAAAUCACACAAGAAAAUGCACAGGAACUACUACCAGCCGCCAGUAUACUACAACUGAACUGGAUACGUGAUCAAUGCUCGAAAUUCAUCGAAAAACAACUUGACUCAAGCAAUUGUCUUGGCAUUAGAUCGUUUGCCGAUACUUACAGUUGUCCAACCUUACAGAAAGCUGCUGAUUUAUACGCACGACAUCACUAUCUCGACGUUUUGGAUUCGAAGGAGUUUGUCGACCUCAGUGUGGAUGAUCUAGCCACGCUGCUCAAGAGUGAUGACUUGUAUGUACAGAACGAAGAGCAAGUGUUCGAUUCGGUCAUGAAAUGGGUCAAACACGAUACCGAGAAUCGUAAGAAAUUCUUUGCAAAUGUAUUGACGCAUGUCCGCCUUCCCCUCCUGGAUCGAACCUACCUCGUCUCAAAGGUGGGUACAGAGCCUCUUAUCAGACAUAAUGAGGAUUGUAGAGAUCUUGUGGACGAAGCUAAAGAUUACCUCCUGUUACCUGAGCAGCGCUCAAAACUCUCUGGACCUAGGACAAGACCCAGGCGUCUGAUAAGAUGUGACGAAAUUCUCUUUGCCGUCGGUGGAUGGUGUUCGGGCGAUGCAAUCAGUCUGGUGGAAAAGUAUAACGUGAGCACUAACGAAUGGAAAGUGGCUGCAACUAUGGCAAAGAGGCGGUGUGGUGUUGGUGUGGCCGUAUUUGGAGAGCUCUUGUAUGCUAUAGGAGGCCAUGAUGGUAGCAGCUACCUGAAUAGCAUGGAGCGAUACGACCCCAAGAUGGACCAGUGGUGCUCUAACUUGCCUCCCACGAGCAGCUGCCGGACAAGCAUUGGAGUGGGUAUUCUGCGGGAUGAGAUAUAUGCCGUAGGGGGUCAGGAUGGUUUGUCUUGUCUGAGCUCCGUGGAAAAGUACAACCCUGCCGCUAACCAGUGGUCUCUUGUACCCGCUAUGGCCAACAGGCGAUUGGGAGUGGGUGUUGCUGUCAUGUCAGACUACCUGUAUGCUGUGGGAGGAUCUGACGGCAACCUCCCCCUAGCCUCAGUUGAGAAAUAUGACCCUGAUCUCAACCAGUGGACUGAGGUUGCAUCAAUGAACUGUCGACGUAAGCACCUUGGUACAGCCGUGUUGGACAACUUAAUCUAUGCCGUGGGUGGAAGGGACGAGAAUACUGAACUUAACACCGUGGAAAGGUAUGACCCAGUGUCUGACACCUGGACCUCUGUGGUUGCAAUGAACUGUCGCAGGAGUGGCGUAGGACUGAGCGUUGUCAGUGGUAAACUGUUUGCAAUCGGAGGAUUUGAUGGCUGCUCCUACCUCAAGUCAGUGGAGUGGCUGGAUGUCACAAGCAAUCAGUGGUUCCUAGCCAGUAACAUGAACUAUAGGAGACUAGGUUGUGGAGUGGGUGUGCUUGUUGGCUAAUGCCAGUGACUGAAUAUUAUGUACAUCCCAUUCAAUACUAGUACUAGUUUCACAAUUAAUUCAUUUCUGUGCCCCAUUAAUUUACUCAUACAUGUACUUGUCAUGAAAUUUACAUACAUACAACUGUAAAUCUUACACGCACACAUGCGAUUCAACAGUGUUUUUAUUUCUGGUACAUAA